Messenger RNA from Mercenaria mercenaria, 1048 nucleotides. RefSeq names its product nucleoporin Nup37-like. Lineage: Eukaryota; Metazoa; Mollusca; Bivalvia; Venerida; Veneridae. The coding region runs from base 46 to 1014 and encodes 322 amino acids. Gene Ontology annotation, cellular component: nuclear pore outer ring. The record is from RefSeq and is a predicted model, not a curated record. Gene Ontology annotation, molecular function: protein binding. The transcript has 7 exons.
UAAAAAUACUCUUCAUAAUUGAGGUAGCCGGCAAAAAUUAAAAAAAUGAUAGAAACAAAUAAAUAUACAGAAAAAACAAUACCCAGGGAAGAUAUAGUCUACGUUGUUGAAUUUUGUAAUACAGAAACAUCUUCACAGCUUUUAGCAGUUGGAACGGAUUCAAAAAUUUCUGUAUAUCAGUGUAAAUUUCCGGAAGAGGAUGAAGAUGUAGAGGAGUUUGAGUAUGAUCAACUGUGUGACCUACAGAAUGGUUGCCGAGCAACAGCUAUAGCAUGGAGCCCAGAAACCACAAUCACUACCCUACCAAGAACUCUUAGGUUUGCCGUAGCUGGUAGUGACAGAAGGAUUAGAGUGUUUAGCACAGACUUAAAGGGGAAUGACUCUGUACAGAUUCUAGAGGGACAUACAGACUUUGUGAACUCACUAACCUUUGACCCAGAUACUGGGGACCAGCUUGCUAGUGUAGGAGAUGACAGAUGGUGCCAGAUCUGGGAUAGAGAAGGGAACCAGCAUUUGAGAUUUCCUCUUAGUGCCCCUGGAAUGUCUGUCUGUUGGCAUAGAGAGGAACCUAUGAAGGUGAUGGUUGGUCAGAAAAAUGGAGUUAUUAAGAUAUUUAGCCUUAGUGGACAACAACAGUUGAUGUCAUUUGACACAGGACAGGUGCCCCUUAUGGAGGCAGAUUGGAGUGUAGGAAACAAGGGACUUCUUGUUGGAGCUGUAGCAGGCACAGACUGGUUCAUGUUUGAUGUGUCUGUAUCAAGUCGACCGGUUGAGAGACGCCAGAUACAUGUUGAAGGUGCACGACAUUUCCGCUGGGCAAAAUGUCAUGAUUCCCUUGUUGCUACAGUAGGGAGACCAGGCCGCCAGAUCAGAGUGUUCAAUACCAAACAUCAGCAGACACCAUUGACAAUAUCUCAGCCAAUUACAUACAGCAUCAGUUGGCAUCAGAAGUUUCCUGCCCUUGCAGCAGGCGGCGACCAGAAAGUUCAUAUUUAUAUGUUUGAUUCAUUAUAGUGCCCUCUUGUUGUAAAAUAAAUCAUAAAAUGUU